AUGACAUUGGACAAAAUCGAGCUUCGAGUCUCGAUACGCUAUUGUUGGAAGGGACGACUUUCGACCAGAGAUGCUGCGAAAGAGAUUUGUGAUGCUGAAGGCGAAAGAACCGUCCACUACACAACUGUUUCCCGAUGGUACAAACGAUUCGAUUUUGGUGACCUUAGUCUUGAAGAUCAACCACGUUCCGGCCGGCCAUCAAUGUUGGACAAUGAUGGUCUGCGGGCAGCCUUGGAAGAUGAGCCUUCAUCGAGCAGCCGUGAAUUGGCGUCGGUUUUUGGAGUCUCGUCCCAUCAGACUGUGCUCAAUCACCUGCAUCAAAUAGAUUAUGUGCACAAGAAGCCUCGCCAGGAUCCACAGGAGUUGACCGGAGCGCAAGCCAAGCGUCAUUUUGAAGUCUGCCGUCAAUUGUUGGAAAAUCCAUUGGAUGAUCGGCUUUGCAAGCGUAUUGUGACUUCGGACGAAAAACGGGUCUUCUUGGUCAAUCACAACCGGCAGAAGCAGUACGUUCCGCGAGGUCAAGAUCCGCCAUCAGUUCCGCGUCAAGAUCGUUUCGGCAAGAAGGUGAUGACUUGCGUCUGGUGGAACUUUGAGGGCGUGCUUCACUUUGAACUGGUUCCGAAUGGCCGUGCUGUGAACGCCGAACUCUACUGCCAACAACUGGACCGUGUCUAUGACAAGCUGAAGGAGAAGUACCCGACCCUUGUUCGUCACAAACGCGCUUUGUUCCAGCAAGACAACGCUAAACCUCACACCGCCAAGAAAACAAAGGAGAAAUUUGACGAACUGGAGGAAGUCGAGGUCUUGCCGCACCCAGCCUACAGUCCCGACGCUGCGCCGUCCGAUUACGGCCUCUUUCAAUCAAUGGAGCAUUUUUUACGUAGUCGCUGA
Didymodactylos carnosus is the source of this 891-nucleotide messenger RNA. Lineage: Eukaryota; Metazoa; Rotifera; Eurotatoria; Philodinida; Philodinidae. The record is from the annotation of a GenBank genome assembly.